UGCACCAGUGCAGCCCAGUGUACUUAGCGAGUCAUUUUCAUUAUUUCCAAAUAUGUGAUAAAAGAAAAGUCGAUUCUGUGAGAUCAACACGUAAAUCGACAUAUUAGCGUGACAUGCAGGUAAUGCAUUAGAUCAAAGACAAUGGCAGCAUCCAUCAUCUUUAUUAUAAGAGAGAUGAUGACCUGUUUCGUUUAAAGCGAACAAUAAGAGAAUUACUUCAUUUUAUUGAAUUGUAAUUGGUACGAAUGCAUUUCACGUGAUCAGAGUCUCAGAGAAUCUCCACAUGAGAGGUGGCGGCGGCCUUUCAAACAUCGGCAUUGUUGCCACCCAGAGAUAUGGGUCGAGUCUGUCUGUAUCCUCACUGCAACAAUACAAAGAUACUGUACGCUUUCCUCAGUGACCGUGUCAGAGCUCGACUUUGCUCGCAGGUGGUUGGCUUGUGGUUAAAUGCGUCCACGUUUGGGAAGUAUGCCUGUAGCUUGCAUUUUAAACCCGAAUGCUAUGUCAAUUUUGGACUUGUCAACUCCGGUUAUGGCGGUCGCCUUGUCCUAAAACAAGACGCAGUGUCAACUCCAGUCACACCAGCUCCUUGAUUUUUACCCAGUCAACAGCUUCUGGUCUGACACUUGAAUUCCAAUGUAAAUGGAACGCAGCGUUAGCUUCAGCCAUAACUGAGUACACCUGAACCAGCCAGUCUUUGGAAAGUGUAUUGGAGAUCAAAUAUGCUGGACCACGGCUCUCCAGGAUCACAACUGGUCACACCUGCCAUAACACCAAUUUUUGAUAUCAAAAUAAGACUUUUUUUCAUUUGUGAUGUCAUAGUGCGACAGAUCAACGCCUACUUCUCCUUAGCCCCGCCCACCAGGUUGAACUUGUAUUAGAUUAAUAAUAAGACACCAACACUUGUGAAACAAAAGAAUAAAUAUGCCUCCGAGGAUUACAAGACGUUGCGCUGUGCCAAGCUGCGGAAGAACACAGUCUUUGCACGGCCUUCCUUCAGAUCCUAACUUAAGGAAACAUUGGGUGAACUUUAUUUUUAAUGAAGUUCCAGAUCGCCUCAUUAAAUCGCUCUUCGUUUGUUCGCUUCAUUUUACUACGGACUCCUUUACCAACAAGACACAGUUUGACGCGGGCUUUUCAGAGAGACUGAAAGUAAAAGAUGAUGCUGUGCCGACUAUAUUGGAUCCGAAAGUAAUGCAACCGCAACGCUCAAGUCACAAGACAAGUUGUGAAAUGGGAUGCCAGACGGAGGAUCUUAACACUCAAGAUGGUCAAUGCCAAACCUUCCAAGAGUUGAAACCCCACACCCUGAAACUUGAACCAAAAAGUGAAACCCCAGAACAGCCAGCGAAACAGCAGGAAAUGGCUGCCUUGGACGUGGACAGCAGUCAGAGCGACUUUCUGCAGCCGGCCAGCGGCGCCCAGGACCAGCAGACCACAGACCUCACGGCCAUCCAGAUGACUGGCUCAUCUGAUCGCUGGGAGGUGCUGACACCUGUGAGCUCAGUGAAAGGUGAGCCAACAGUUGUGCAUGUACCCAGCGGAGGACUUUUGGGCAGCAAUGGGCAAUAUGUGGUGCCAUUACAGACUAUGGCUGGGCAGACCCAGCCUGUUUUCGUGACUGCAGGGGUAGAUGGCACCGGUGCUAAUGGGGUGCAGUACCAGGUCAUCCCUCAGCUGCAGGGGGCAGAUGGGGCAUCAUUAAGCUAUGCAGCAUCCGCUGCAGAUGGAAGCACGCUGGGCACUGACAUCGCCAUCCUUCCGGAUGGAACGCAAGGUAUUGCCACAGCAGCUAAUGCAAAUGACCUCCAAGGCCUACUGAGCCAAAGUGGGCAUGUGCAACAGAUUCCCACAGUCUCAUUGGCCGGUUCAGGGUUUGGUGCACAAGGCCAAGUUGUUGCUAAUAUGGGACUGCCCGGCAACAUCACGUUAGUGCCGAUAAAUAGCUUGAGUAAUGUGGAUCUGGAGUCUCUGGGAUUGGCUGGUGCUCAGACUAUAGCAACAAGCGUAACUGCAGACGGCCAGCUCAUAAUGACUGGCCCCACCACCACAACAAGCGAUAACCAGGGGGAAAGUGGCAAAUGCACAGAGUCACUUAACGCCAAUGAUGCUAACGCUAAUGCCUUUGUGCCAACUACCACCUCUUCCACAUCGACAUCACUUCCUGAGACAAUAGAUGGGACAGGAGUUCUCACCCAAGCCACUGCUGUAUCAGCCGGCCACCAGGAUCUGUCUUACAUCCAGCAGAACCACACAGCCGGCGGUGAGCAGGUGGUGCAGCUCUUACCUGCGCAGACGGCAGAUGGAGCAGCGCAGACACUACAAAGCGUGCAGCUGUUGAAUGCUGGCACGUUUCUCAUCCAAGCCCAAACCGUCUCUCCUACCGGCCAGAUCCAGUGGCAGACCUUCCAGGUUCAAGGGGUUCAGAACCUACAGAAUCUACAAUUACCAGCUGCUGGAGGGGUCUCUUCCUCCCAAAUUACCCUUGCCCCUGUACAGACCCUUUCUCUUGGGCAGUCUGGCGCCACGGGUGCAGUGGGCCAAAUCCCGAACCUUCAGACAGUCACUGUCAACUCAGUUGGUCAGUACCAGCAAGAUGAGAACACAGAAAGCCAUACAGAUAUUCAAAUUAAAGAGGAACCAGAAUCAGAUGAUUGGCCAAAUUCUACCCUGAGCACCAGUGAUUUGGCGCAUCUGCGUGUGCGUUUGGUUGAGGAGGAUAUGGAGGGGACGGGCCAAGAAGGAAAGAGACUGCGUAGAGUAGCUUGCACUUGUCCAAACUGCAAAGAGGCUGGAGGAAGAGGUUCAAGUAUGGGAAAGAAGAAACAACACAUCUGUCAUAUCCCAGGGUGUGGUAAAGUGUACGGGAAGACGUCUCACCUCCGAGCUCAUCUGCGCUGGCACUCAGGAGAGAGACCCUUCAUUUGCUCAUGGAGUUACUGCGGUAAAAGAUUCACCCGCAGUGACGAACUCCAGCGCCACCGCAGAACACACACAGGAGAGAAGAAGUUUGUGUGUCCAGAGUGCUCGAAACGUUUUAUGCGCAGUGACCAUUUGGCCAAACACAUUAAAACACACCAAAACAAAAAAGGGCUAAACUCCAACACUGGUGUGGGUCAAACAGAAGCCGCCGCCCCCUCGGACACCAUCAUCACCGGGGGCGGAGCCACAGUCAUCCUCGCCAAUCUCCAGCAGGCUGGCACCCAGGACCUCCUCUCAAACUCCGACCUCCCGCUCCAAUUGGUCACUGUGUCUGCCAGCGAGGUCUUGGAGUGACCCAAAAUCACGGCCACUUUCACAGCUCGUCUGCUUUUCACUAUCAAUCUUUUUAUAUAUAUAUAUAUGAUUAAAAUACAUAUAUAUAUUAUAAAUAUAUAUAUUUUAAAAAUGACUUAUCCAUUUAUGUUCAAUAGCAGUCUUUUGUACAAACAAGGCAAAAAAUGACAUUAAAUGUGGUUCCACACAAACACAAACACACACGCUACAUGCUCAAAUGAACUUGUGCUCAUACACAGAAAUGCCUUAUUUUGUAUCAUAAUCUGUAGUAUAAAAUGCUGGAGCUGCAUGUGUUUUUACUUUUGCUCAUGUAUAUGUUCAGGGGACGAUCAUUUUGAGAGCGUGUUUGUGAAAUGGUACAUGGAAAGCUGGGAUAUGUGUGCGCGUGUGUAUGAAUGAUUAUAGUAAGAAUGGUGGCAGGAGAAGGGCACAGUCUGCUGUGAGGGAGGUUCACUCAUGAUCUGUCCAUUUUUAUCCUCCUCCCUCUCGGCUGGCCUUCGUUCAAACGUGUCUUCACUUUUAAUUUCAUUUUGACAUCAUGUUAUUGGUCUUUGCGCUCUCGCAUCUCCUGAUUUCGUUGUUCUACUCACAUGCAAGACAUCAGGUGACAGAGUCAAACAAUCGUGUAAUAAACUUCCUUUUACUUGUAUCAUCCUUCUUAUCGCUGUCCAGAUUAUCCCUGUAACAUUCAUAAUGUAUCUUCUUUUCCUUUUCUUCAGCCCCCAAGCUGUUUAUAGCCACAAUUUAUGUAGUCUAAUAAUGAUUCUGUCGUAUCAGAGACUCCUCGUUUUGAUUACUUUUUAAACGUGUAAAAUUUGAUGUUACUUUUGUACAACUAUUUUGUUUUGUUUUUUUCUUCUCCAAAUGGAACACAAUUAAAGGCGGAAACCUUCCUUUGACUUCAUAAA
Molecule: messenger RNA, 4184 nt
Organism: Danio aesculapii
Lineage: Eukaryota; Metazoa; Chordata; Actinopteri; Cypriniformes; Danionidae
Gene: sp3b
Product: Sp3b transcription factor
Exons: 8
Coding region: 925-3276 (783 amino acids)
Biological process (GO): regulation of transcription by RNA polymerase II
Molecular function (GO): DNA-binding transcription factor activity, RNA polymerase II-specific; RNA polymerase II cis-regulatory region sequence-specific DNA binding
Source: RefSeq, a predicted model, not a curated record